AGGAUGGUGUCUCUGCUGCCCCCCGUUGGUGCAGAGGUGUUCAGACGCUUCACGGAAGCUUCGCUUGAGGAAAUCCAACAACGCCAUGAAGCUGAGGAGAAGGAGCAGCAGAGGAGGAAGGAGAAGAACAUUGAGAUAGCAGAAGAAGAUCUUCCUAAACCAGCCAGUGAUCUGGAAGCUGGGAAGCCCCUUCCCUUUAUCUUUGGAGACCCCCCCCCUGAGUUUCUCAACAUCCCAUUGGAAGAGCUGGAUCCCUUCUACCAAUCCCAGAAGACCUUCAUAGUGCUCAGUAAAGGAAACAUCAUCUAUAGGUUCAAUGCCGACCCUGCCUGCUACCUGCUGAGUCCGUUCAACCCUCUGAGGAUCAUAGCCAUCAGAAUCCUGAUUCAUUCUUUAUUCAGCUUGUUCAUUAUGCUGACCAUUCUGGCCAACUGCGUGUUCAUGACCAUGAGUGAUCCUCCAGCAUGGAGCAAGACGGUGGAGUACGUCUUCACAGGCAUCUACACGUUUGAGGCGACUGUCAAAGUUUUGUCAAGAGGAUUCUGUGUUGGAGAUUUCACCUUCCUCAGAGACCCCUGGAACUGGCUGGACUUCAUGGUCAUCAGCAUGGCAUAUUUGACAGAGUUUGUGGACUUGGGAAAUGUUUCUGCACUGAGGACAUUCAGAGUUCUUCGAGCUCUGAAAACCAUCACCGUAAUCCCUGGUUUAAAGACCAUUGUUGGAGCGCUCAUCCAAUCAGUGAAGAAGCUGGGGGAUGUAAUGAUCUUGACAGUAUUCUGUCUCAGUGUCUUUGCUCUGAUUGGUCUUCAGCUUUUCAUGGGAAACUUAAGACAAAAAUGUGUCCUGAUGCCACCGCCUUUUCUCAGCAACCACACAUCAGCCAGCAACUUCAACAUCAGUUUCCAUGGCAACUACACUAAUGGUGACAACAGCAGCAAUUUUGAUUACGAUGAGUACAUCAACAACCCAGAGAACUACUACUUCCUGGCCGGUAACGCUGAUGCUCUCCUUUGUGGAAACAGCUCUGAUGCCGGGGUAUGUCCAGAUGGCUACAUCUGUCUGAAGGCUGGCAGAAACCCAAACUAUGGCUACACCAGCUACGACUCUUUUGGCUGGGCAUUUCUGGCUCUUUUCCGACUGAUGACACAGGACUUCUGGGAGAACCUGUUCCAUCUGACACUAAGGGCAGCAGGUAAAACCUACAUGAUCUUCUUUGUGGUCGUUAUCUUCCUUGGUUCCUUCUACCUCAUCAACCUCAUCCUGGCUGUGGUUGCCAUGGCAUACGCUGAGCAGAAUGAGGCAACCAUCGCCGAGGCCAAACAGAAGGAGGAGGAGUACAGUCACAUACUGGAGGCCCUGAAAAAGAGAGAAGAGGAGCAAGCGGCCUACAGAGCCAGACUCUCUGAGAAACAAGAGUCCACAUCACAGAAGAGUUGUCCUACAGAGGAACACACGGCCAUGGAUGGCUUCGAGGACGACCAGAGACCGUGUCCUCCAUGUUGGUAUGGCUUUGCUGACAUUUUCCUGAAGUGGAACUGUUGUGGCUGUUGGCGGUGGCUGAAACAGCUGCUCUACACCAUCGUCAUGGACCCAUUUGUUGACCUCGCCAUCACCAUCUGCAUCGUCCUCAAUACUGUUUUCAUGGCCAUGGAGCAUUAUCCAAUGACUGAUGAGUUUGAAGUACUUCUGAGCACCGGAAAUCUGGUCUUCACAGGAAUAUUUACAGCUGAGAUGGUCCUCAAACUUCUGGCUAUGGACCCGUAUUACUACUUCCAGGUAGGCUGGAACAUAUUUGACAGCAUCAUCGUUACCAUGAGUCUGGUUGAGCUGGGACUGGCUAAUGUUCAAGGUCUCUCUGUGCUGCGCUCCUUCCGUUUGAUGCGAGUGUUUAAGCUGGCCAAAUCGUGGCCAACCCUCAACAUGCUGAUAAAGAUCAUUGGGAACUCUGUGGGGGCUCUGGGGAACCUGACUCUGGUUCUCGCCAUCAUCGUCUUCAUCUUCGCCGUCGUUGGCAUGCAGCUGUUUGGGAAGAACUACAAGGAAUGCGUCUGUCGCAUUUCAGAGGACUGCGAGCUUCCUCGCUGGCACAUGGAUGAUUUCUUUCACUCCUUCCUCAUCAUCUUCAGGAUCUUGUGUGGAGAAUGGAUCGAGACCAUGUGGGAUUGCAUGGAGGUGUCGGGCCAGGCCAUGUGUCUGAUAGUUUUCAUGAUGGUCAUGGUCAUUGGGAACUUGGUGGUCCUGAAUCUGUUCCUGGCGUUACUGCUCAGCUCCUUCAGUGGUGAUAAUCUUGCAGCCCCAGAAGAAGAAGGAGAGAACAAUCUUCAGAUCGCCAUAAACCGGAUCAGCAGGGCUGUGGCCUGGAUCAAGGUCGGGAUCCUGGAACAUAUCUGGACUCUGCUGGGAAAGAAGACCAGCAUGGACCCAGAACACAACGCGGGAACCCCUGAGGAAGACGAUGGAAACAAGGAGGUUUUAGCUCUGACCCUAAUGACUUCAGACCAGCCACUGUCACCAGUCCCUAGCGGUUACCAAGGUUACCAUGGUAACUUGGCCAGCAACUACCAUAGCAUAACCUCCCUGAAGGUUCCCAUUGCUGUGGCUGAGUCUGACCAUGAUGAUGAUGAUGAUGAUGAUGACGAGGGUGAAGAGCAACUCUCCCAGUGUGACGAGUCGUCUGUGUGCAGCACUGUGGAAAAACUGCCCGAAGUCCAUGAGGACGAAGAGGACGAUGAUGACGAUACAAACACUCCUGAGGACUGCUGUACUACCAAAUGUUACAGUCGCUGUCCACGCCUCAAUAUCGACACGUCCCAGGGCAGAGGCAAGAUCUGGUACAACUUUAGGAAAACUUGUUUUUCCAUCGUGGAGCAUAACUACUUUGAGACCUUCAUCAUCUUCAUGAUCCUGCUGAGCAGUGGAGCUCUGAGUUGGUCACAUGACUCAGCAGAUCCAAACUAACACUUUGUGCAGAGUGACUACUAACCUACGGCUGGCAUGUUUAGAGAUGGACUACAAACAUGGCUGACAGUAACUAACAUGUCCACAGGCAUUUGAGGACAUCUACAUGGAGCAGCGCCGGGCCAUCAAGACGAUUCUGGAGUACGCAG
Molecule: messenger RNA, 3107 nt
Organism: Melanotaenia boesemani (Boeseman's rainbowfish)
Lineage: Eukaryota; Metazoa; Chordata; Actinopteri; Atheriniformes; Melanotaeniidae
Product: sodium channel protein type 4 subunit alpha B-like
Exons: 21
Coding region: 4-2958 (984 amino acids)
Biological process (GO): sodium ion transmembrane transport; membrane depolarization during action potential; neuronal action potential
Cellular component (GO): axon; voltage-gated sodium channel complex; plasma membrane
Molecular function (GO): voltage-gated sodium channel activity
Source: RefSeq, a predicted model, not a curated record